AUGGCUCCAAGAACUUCUAAGAACCAAAAAGUCACCAAGACUUUCACUGUCGACGUCUCUUCUCCAACUGAGAACGGUGUCUUUGACCCAGCUUCUUACGCCAAGUACUUGAUUGACCACAUCAAGGUCGAGAACGCUACCGGUAACUUGGGUAACGCCAUCACCGUCCAAGAAGAUGGUUCCGUCGUCACCGUUGUUGCUACCACCAAGUUCUCUGGUAAGUACCUAAAGUACUUGACCAAGAAGUACUUGAAGAAGAACCAAUUGAGAGACUGGAUCAGAUUUGUCUCCACCAAGACCAACAGCUACAGAUUGGCCUUCUACCAAGUCACCCCAGAGGACGAGGAAGAAGACGAAGAGUAA
Messenger RNA from Huiozyma naganishii CBS 8797, 363 nucleotides. It is a transcript of the gene RPL22A, whose product is annotated as 60S ribosomal protein eL22. NCBI's taxonomy places the organism in Eukaryota, Fungi, Ascomycota, Saccharomycetes, Saccharomycetales, Saccharomycetaceae. The transcript has 2 exons. The record is from RefSeq and is a predicted model, not a curated record. Gene Ontology annotation, cellular component: ribosome. Gene Ontology annotation, biological process: cytoplasmic translation. Gene Ontology annotation, molecular function: structural constituent of ribosome; RNA binding. The coding region runs from base 1 to 363 and encodes 120 amino acids.